AUGGAAGAUAAACUUGAUACUCUAAUUAAAUCUGUAAAUGAGUUAAAAACUUCAAAUAAUAAAUUAGUGUCAUCAAUUAACUCUCUAUCUGAAAAAGUAGCAACUAUUACUAAUAAAGUCAAUGAUCAUUCAGCACAAUUAAACACUUUAUUUUCUAAACUAGCCUCUUUAACAACUAAAGUGGAAACUAUUGAAUCUAAAAUUGAAUCGUCAAACACAAAGUCAUCAAUCUUAAUUAACGACAAUUUAAUAACUGAGAUGGUCGACAGACAAUCACGGCGGAAUAAUGUGUUACUCUUUAACUUACCAGAAGCUCUUAAUGACCCAACCAACGCAAGCUCGGAUUCCACUACAAUUCAAAACAUACUUGAUUUUCUUGAUUUAAAAACCAAACCAAAUUCUGUCACUCGCCUCGGCAAACCUUCUUCUUCUAAUACUACCAAACCUCGACCAGUAAAAUUACGUUUUUCGGAUCAAAAAGAUAUUUUUGAAUUAUUCUCAUUUCAAAAUAAAUUAAAAUCAAACUCUACAUGGAAAGACCUUCGGUUCUCUUCUGACCGUACCAAACAGCAACAAGAGUACAUGUCACACCUUCGCCAAGAACUUCUCAACCGUCAAUCUAAUGGAGAACAGAAUCUCAUCAUUAAAUACAUCAAAGGCACUCCAACAAUUAUCAAUUCAAAAAACUAA
Molecule: messenger RNA, 690 nt
Organism: Macrosiphum euphorbiae (potato aphid)
Lineage: Eukaryota; Metazoa; Arthropoda; Insecta; Hemiptera; Aphididae
Source: the annotation of a GenBank genome assembly